GUCUUGUGGUUAUGAAGACCUUUUAGCGUACGUACUUGGUUUCUCGCCACUAGGCUGCAUCAUAUGACACCUGCUCAAAAUGCUUGUCGUCAGCUUUUUGAUUUUCAUAACUGGUGCGACCUCUCUGGAAUUUGAAGGUGCGGAUCAGAACACGAUCCAGAACCUGAAGCUGCAGUACGAGGAGCUGCUGGGCCGCAUGGACAAGCUGAAGAAGGACCACGACAAGGAGAGUGGGGAGCUGAGCGGCCUGAUGCAGAACAAGCUGGUGGAACUGGAGGACGCUGUCAAGAGGCUCGACAAUCUGCAGAGAGACAAGGCUCUCAUCGAGCGCUGGAUCGUGCAGCACCGCCGAGCUCAUAAGAUCCGCUUUGGGGACGAGGCUAACAGCGAACCAAAAUACUAGUAGUUCUGAUGAAGAAGAGGUGGUGUGUCAAAUACCUAAUUAAAGGCAACUGUUUUUAAAUAACGGUGUUCUAAUCCAAAGUGAAAAGAUAUCUUUUUGUAAUUCAUAUUUUUCUUAAAUAAGAUGUUAAUUAUUAAAAAGGAUUUGUAAUUA
Gigantopelta aegis is the source of this 556-nucleotide messenger RNA. RefSeq lists its product as uncharacterized. The record is from RefSeq and is a predicted model, not a curated record. The transcript has 2 exons. Lineage: Eukaryota; Metazoa; Mollusca; Gastropoda; Neomphalida; Peltospiridae. Bases 80 to 403 code for a protein of 107 amino acids.